GCAGGUUCGCCUAAACAAAUCCUGAUCCUCGCCUGUAAACUAGGCCCUCGUACGAGUCCAACGGCAUCCGCCAUGUCCUGACCCUCUUCCUCACAUAAGACCCUACCAUGCCCUUGCGGACUCUAUUGGCAAGGUCCGCCACAGGUACCACCCACCGGAGACAUAGCAGUAUCACAGAUGAUACUCCUAUAUCACAAGAUGGCGUCCCAUCACCUGCACGGGGCCGAGCAGACUCGAUGAAACGACUCAGCCUUGGAUUGUCUGGAGCGGGUGAAGACACUUUCAAUCCAUUUCCAAACCAUGACGCCGAGAAGAGACUGUCCCAUCAGAGUGCUGCACCCAGUAGUCCUGUUGAAGACAGUCCACAACGGCCAAAGACCGCCAGUGUUCAUGCUGCUACGACAAUGCAGCCCGAUGAGCCGGGGAAAGAUGAUACACAGAAACGCCAUGUUGACGAUAUCACUAUGCCCAAACCUCAACGGUUCUCGCUUCUGGGCUUCAGGCACGCGUCCGAUCCUCAGCUUUUUACACGGUUCAGGCAACACCAGGCGGACUCGCAGCCUUUCAAGGAAGCUGCCCCUCCGCAAAUCAUCACCACCGCACCCACCACGCAAGAAUUUGGAGACAUGUCUACGAAACGUUCGAAGCGGAGAUUGUUCCCACGAGCUCCCAGCCCUUUCCGAAAGACCCUGUCCUUUAGAAACAUCGCAUCCGACUCCUUGCAAGAAGAUCUGAAUGAGGACAAACCGGAGGCGGUUGUAGGGUCCGAAAGAGCGAGGGUACCGCAUGGGAACACUUUCGAACGACUGCGACGAAGUAAGACUAGCGAUGGCCAUCCAGCGCAUCCGUCGCCCCCAGCAUAUGGCGACGAAUCGACCUCCUCACUGGCUAUUCCAGUUACACGACUUUCCGAUUCUUCACGGUCGGACGACAGUUCUGGUAGCCACCGUCUCUAUGCCAAAACUACGACAACGCAUACAAUCUCUACCACGACAACCUUCUUCAAGCUCAAGAGACGAAAGAAAGACAAGGGUCCGCUGUUUCCACUGCCAGAAAAGUUUGCCCGUCCCGACUCUGGCCGGACAAGCAUCUCAAAUGCUCCGGACGCCAAUGGUGGCAGGAAGUCCAUGUCUCCAAGCAGGCGGUCAACUACAGCCGUGAGGUUUGACACCGGGCCGAGCAGGCAGAAUUCAGCAGGGCCGUCGCCUACUCAAUCAGCUGUUGCACUUACAAAUGCACCGUUCGGACAACCGGGUCCAACUAUAGUUCGACAAGAUUCAACGUGGUCAACACACUCGGGUCAAUCAACACCUUCCGUCAACCUCGGGCUCCCAACGACUAGCGGGCGAGGUAGAUCCUCCACUAUGAGUUCGCUUGGGAGGUCGGCCGAGAGGAUGCUCGAGGCGCAGCCGGGUUCUGCACGCACAUCAACCUCGACCACUGGCAGAAGGAGUUUCGGAGAUUUGUUGUCACUCCCGCAUCGACUUCGCCAAAACUCUGCUCCCCCGACUAGGAACGGUACAACGACAAGUCCAGGGACGCCGGCCUCGAAAUCCAAUUCAAUGCAGCUGUCACGUGAACCAGAACCAAGUCGUGUCUAUCCUCAACGAGAGGAUGGCGAUACGCCUGCAAGUUACCUGGAAAAGCUCGAAGCGGCGGUUUCCAGGGGCACGAUGGCGACGAUCCUUUGUAAGAGCGCUGACGAAUUCUCCAAGACGUGCCUACGUAAAUACAUGCGAGGAUUCUCAUACUUCGGAGAAUCCAUUGACAUGGCGAUUCGGAAAAUGCUGAUGGAAGUGGAGUUACCCAAAGAGACUCAGCAAAUUGAUCGACUACUUGCCGGGUUCGCUGAUAGAUACUACGAAUGCAACCCUGGCAUUUUCGGCUCCAGCGAUGAAGCCGCUUUUGUGGCCUUCUCCAUACUUCUUCUUCAUUCCGACACCCACAACAAGAACAACAAGAGAAAAAUGCAAAAGCAUGACUACGUCAAGAAUACCCAACAGGGACCUGUACAGAUUUCCAGUGAUAUCCUGGACUGCUUCUACGACAAUGUAUGCUACACACCUUUCAUCCACUUUGAGGACGAUGUGGCCAUCAAUAGUCAUCGUUUGGCUGCACCUCGGAGGAAGACCCUGAUCAGAACGCGAAGCUCAGAGAGUUUUCGUGGGCCUGUGGAUCCAUACACGCUGAUCCUAGACAACAAGCUCGAGGUCCUACGGCCUCCACUCAAAGAUGUGAUAGAUACUGAAGACGGCUACAGCUCCAGUGGCACAGCAGCUAUACUGGACUACGGCGAGAUUCACAAAGCUUUUGUCAAUUCAGCAGUACUGCAACUCGUUUCCGCCAGGUCCAGACCGGACGCAUUCCUGUCUCAAGCGACAAUUAGCAAUCCCAACGAAGGUCAAGCCGGGCUUGUCAGUAUCAAGGUCGCCAAAGUAGGGUUGUUGUGGCGGAAGGAUGCGAAGAAAAAGAAGGCGAAAAGACCGUGGCAGGAAUGGGGUGCCAUCUUGACCGACUCAAAGCUCUACUUCUUCAAGGAUGUGGGAUGGGUUAAAAAAUUGAUCUCACAAUUUGAGGCCCACACGAAGUCAGGCACCAAACCAGGGUAUCUAACCUUCAAGCCUCCGCUGUCUUCGUUCGAGCCUGAUGCUUUGAUGUCUAUGGAUGAUGCGGUAGCAUUGAUGGAUGCGAGCUAUAAACGGCACAAAAAUGCGUUCACAUUCAUCAAACAUGGAGGAUUCGAAGAGGUAUUUCUGGCAAACAGCGAACAUGAGAUGAACGAUUGGAUCGGCAAGCUGAACUAUGCUGCCACUUUCCGUACAGUCGGCGUCAGAAUGCGUGGACUUUUGGGUGGUAAUCACGACGGACGCCAUCUGCUGCAGAAGGACUCGACUUUCUCAGUCAAGGGUGGCCAGACUCUGCAGAAGGAUAGGAGACUAGAUCUCCAAACAGCUUGGGAGAUCAUGUACUAUCGUCGGCAACUCGUCAACGAAAAAAUCAGCGACUUCGAUGAAAAGAUCUCUGUGGCUCAAAAGGAACUCGAAAACCUCCUGCGCAAUGCGCGGCAUCUGCUCAUCCUAAUGCCCAUUCAGCAAAAGACUCGCGAACAGCUCAUGCUGGCUGCAGGUCGAAUGUCUGCAAAACUAAAGUGGACAAGGGUCGAAAUUUGGAGGACGAAGACGCACCGAGAGAUUCUAGCCAAGGACCUGGAAGAAGAGGGCGGCAAAGCCUUCCCAGCUCCGCGCCCAAUUUCGACUUCGACUUCGACACCAUUGAGGACCACUCCUCUCAGGAUCAGUCAGCCUACCUUGGGCCGAACGAUGACUGAUACCAGCCACGCAACACUCUCCCCCAUCAGCGUGACGUCCUCUAGAACGUCAAACCUGGGAGACAGGCUGAAACCCUCGGAGAACGAGGGCGGUUGUGGCGAAUCAAGCAUCCCCGAGGGUUCCUCUUCGAGGGAUCCUACAUUGUCUGCAGAACAUCCAUUGGUGAAGGCGGAAAGCAGUCUGGAUUCACAUUCACUCGUGCAUCAAGCCUCGACUGCCAGUUCCCGUCUGAGCCUGGACAAAGAACGACUCAGUAGAAAGCCCGACGAAUCUGAGGAGCAGGUGUUGCGUGACGCUGGCUUAGUGGGCGUGGAUAGUGAUACGCUUAAAAGUAAGCGACACGAGAACAGCGAGUCGGAAAAGGAUCGGCGCGGGACGAUAUCAGCAGGACAUGAUACAACCAGGACCCAGAGCGUACGCCGAAGUCUUCACAGGAGUUUGCGAGAGGGACAUCAUCAUACGCCAAGUAUUCACCGCCAUAGGAAGGGGAGAGACUCUGGUUCGAGUGUUGCAGGAACCGAGGAUGGAAACAAGUCGGUCAACGGUGAGAGUGAGGAGUUGAAACGGGGGACUGGAAGUUUCAUUUUGCAUGGCAAGAAAGCCAGUGUCAUUACCAUGUCUUCGGAAUGGGAGAGCAUGUCGAAUGAAGAGAGGUUGAAAAUGAGAAAGGCCGCACAAGAGGGGUUGGUCAAGGACAAGCCUCCCACCAUCGCGGACGAAGAGGGGGUGGAUGAGGACCAGCCUCCCACUAUCGCGGACCACGAUGAAGGUGCGGAGAGAAUGAGCUGGUUGUCUAAGCAGACGCUAGACCACUAUGGCUCUCCAGACUCGAGCCGCAAACCAAGUAUCGCCACCACAGAUGGGGAGCAUUUUGUGGAUGCCGAAACAGGCGACAACCAAGAAGAGACGCGGGAAGGUGAAUAGACCUGGCGAGCAACCUUGGGAAACUGCUUUAUGAUUGUCAGUGAGCGAAAACGGAGUU
Molecule: messenger RNA, 4311 nt
Organism: Exophiala viscosa
Lineage: Eukaryota; Fungi; Ascomycota; Eurotiomycetes; Chaetothyriales; Herpotrichiellaceae
Exons: 2
Coding region: 108-4253 (1381 amino acids)
Biological process (GO): regulation of ARF protein signal transduction
Molecular function (GO): guanyl-nucleotide exchange factor activity
Source: RefSeq, a predicted model, not a curated record